Molecule: messenger RNA, 1560 nt
Organism: Lingula anatina
Lineage: Eukaryota; Metazoa; Brachiopoda; Lingulata; Lingulida; Lingulidae
Molecular function (GO): acyltransferase activity, transferring groups other than amino-acyl groups
Source: RefSeq, a predicted model, not a curated record
CCAUAGCAGUGUAAGGUUACGGUGUACAGAUCUGGGUCAUCGCCGUCCUUUGAUUUGAAGUUUUAUAAUAUACAGAUUGCAGAAUGGCUGACGAAACCCCAAAAUUGGAGCACGACUGGACGUCUGAAGUUGUCAUAAGACAAGCUCAAAUGAACGAUGUAACUGGGAUCUUCAACCUCACGAAGGAAGUGCAAUGGAAUAUAAGUCAAGACACUAUCGCCACUUUGUUGAAAAUCGUUGAAGAAGGCGGACAGUUCCUAGUUGCAGACCUGAAAGGAAGGGUUAUUGGUGCUCGUGUCGUCUUCAUACUAGACCACGAGACUGCGUCCGUUGGGUUUUUCGUUGUAAAAUCUGAAUAUCGAGGAAAGACUGUUGCCAAGCAAAUAGCAGCCCGUGUCCAGAGUAUUAUAGGGGAGCGGAACCUUAUACUGUGGUCCUUGGUACCUAGGAUAGCCGUAAAUAUUAAAGUUGGGAUGCAGUUGAGCACUGGAAAUUAUUGUCGUUUAUACUACUGCCGAGGAAAACUGGACCUUACAACACUGUCCCCAGAAUGUCCAGCGGGUGCGUGCACAAAACCAAUCCGAAUCGUUCCAGCCAGUGACGUCAAUGCUGAAGCCUUGGGAAGAUACGAUAAAUCCGUCUGUACAUUUUCAAGACCCCGAACCAUCCAGUUUUGGUUGGCAAAACCUACCGCCAUCGCACUGGCGGCUCUUGGAGACAACGAUGAAGUAAUUGGGUAUGGCGUCGCUCGCUCAGCGCCAGAAACGUUUUUCAUUUCACCAUUAUAUGCAGACACAAAUGACGCCAUGAUUCUUCUUCUGAGAUCUCUCCUCACCUACAUCCCAGAGGGUUCCGAGGUUGACAUGUACGCACGUGUGGAAAACCCAACUUUUAAACUGCUUCUCGAGAAGAACAAACGGACCUUUGCCAAAAUGCACGAAGAACCCAUCCGGUUAAUGAAUUCUAGAAGGGAGUUAGUAAUACCAAAGUUUGAAAGCAUCUUUGCGGUAGCAUUAGCUGGAGCAAUGCCAGUGUAAUUGUUUGCAUUCUAAUUAUCCAUUUAUUGCUCCAUUUCUACAUAUUUACUAUAUUAUUUAAAUUACAACUCGACUUAAACUUAUCAUCUUUAAGCAUACUUUAUCAAAGUUGUUAAAGACAUACAUGUACCUCCAAAUAGAUUUACUGUUAUUUUGAUAUACCAGUGAAUUAUAUUGCCUCCACUUUGACGUUUUAACAUGGUUAGCAUCUCUCGCGUUAUGCGCAUUAUAGGUGUCAGUACAAAGCCUGCGCACAGUUUCAUAUUUCAGUGACUUUCUACAGUGUUUCACACUCAGCACCGGCUACUUUGUUGGCUAUUUUACAUUCUCAUGAUCGACGUAUUUCUUAAAGUUCCUGCUUUUUUAAUUUCUUCAAAUCCGAGGCAUGUUAUAAUGUUUUCUUCAACUGGUUGUUGAUCUAUGCAUACAGUGAUGAUCUUGCAACGUAAUUUAAUGAUUGUAUAAUUGUGUCAAUUAAAGCCAUUAAUAUAUGCGUGUAAUUAACAAAUCCACACCUGUUUGU